Messenger RNA from Oncorhynchus kisutch (coho salmon), 1541 nucleotides. It is a transcript of the gene mrps22, whose product is annotated as mitochondrial ribosomal protein S22. Gene Ontology annotation, molecular function: structural constituent of ribosome. The transcript has 7 exons. The coding region runs from base 2 to 1087 and encodes 361 amino acids. Gene Ontology annotation, cellular component: mitochondrial small ribosomal subunit. The record is from RefSeq and is a predicted model, not a curated record. Lineage: Eukaryota; Metazoa; Chordata; Actinopteri; Salmoniformes; Salmonidae.
CAUGAUUCCCACUUCGUAUGUAUUUGGUCACGAAAGUGUAAUAGAUGAGGUAGCUACAAACAUGGCCGCGUUUAGUGCAGCACGGUGCCUCUUUAGGAGCUAUUCUCUUGUCAAAAAUGUCGAUCAAAACACAGGAAUACUUAUCAGAUGUAGCAGAAGGAUGUUGUGCAGUGCACCGUCUGACAGCAGUUCUCCAGAUGCCCAUGUGAAGCCACAGUUUAUGGAUUCAGAGGUGCAGGACAUCCUAACCAGAAUCACAGGCUUGAACCUGGAGAAGGUGUUCAGACCCAUCAAACAGGAGCUGAAGCCCCCCAAGUACAAACUCAUGACAGACGCACAGCUGGAAGAGGCGACCCAGAGUGCCAGGGAGCAGGCCCAGAGGCUGCUGAAGAUGCCUCCAGUGCUGCCGGAGAGGAAGCCCAUCAACGAUGUCCUGUCUGAGGACAAGAUCCUGGAGGGCAUGGACACAGCCAAAUACGUCUUCACUGACAUCACCUUCAACAUACCACACAGGGAGCGGUUCAUAGUGAUCCGGGAACCCACUGGGACUCUGAGGAAGGCAUCGUGGGAGGAGAGGGAUAGGAUCCUGCAGGUCUACUUUCCUAAAGAGGGCCGCAGGCUCACAGCACCCCCUGUCUUCAAGGAGGAGAACCUGAAGAUGGUGUUUGGCCAGGAUCGUCAUGAGGAUAUGUUGGAUCUGUGCCAGGUCCAGUUUGAACCUGACUCCUCAGAAUACAUCAGGGUGCAUGCAGCCACCUAUGAGGAUCUAGAGAAGAUGGGGAAGUAUGAUCUGCUGCGCUCCACCAGACACUUUGGAGGCCUGGUCUGGUACCUGGUCAAUGCCAGGAGGGUGGACGGACUCAUGAUAGACAUGCUGCAGAAAGACCUGUUGCAGGAUGCAGUGAGUCUGGUAGGUCUGUUCAACAAGGUCCAUCCACACAGUGAGACAGCCCAGGAGGCCUCUAGCCAACAGGCCUACGGACUGGACCUGCUCAAGAUUUACGCUAAGCGGGAGUCCCAGAGGGCAGGAUACGUAGAGCUGGCCCUGCAGGCCUACGAGCAGACCUCCGCAGAGAGCACCGUCUGACCGUCAUGCAUCACAACACCAACCACAGGACAGCUGUGUCACAUCACAGCAGAGUUCAGUCUGACUGCCCCAUACACCUUACACCAACAGAGCUGUGACAUUAUCCCCAAUGGCCUGCCUAUCCAUGAUCAAAACUUUCAUCAACUGGACAAUUUCGGUGAGCAAAGAGAAUAACUUAGUCCUUGAACUAUGAAGCUCAUAUGAACCACUUGCAAGCCAAGUGUCCAUUGGAAAUAAAUGGCAUCAAAAUGUGCACAUAACUGGGGUCCUUCAAGUUUCAGUCUUUUAUCAUUUGGUGGAAGGGCACACGAUGCAGUGCAGAUAUUCACUUCUGCAGUUCAACCUUGUCAUUUGUCCAUAACCUUAAUCAUACUGUAUCACAUUGGAACUGAGUAAGCUGUUUAAUUAUCAUGAUGUAUUUACAGUCAAAAUAAAAAUGUCUUUAUUUACAGUC